AUGGCCGCAGAGCCAAUUUCUGACCAGCUUCUCGGGUCUAAGAACAAGAAAGUUGCCUAUUUUUACGACUCCGAUGUGGGCAACUACGCCUAUGUCUCGGGUCACCCCAUGAAACCCCACCGCAUACGCAUGACACACAGCUUAGUUAUGAACUAUGGCCUCUACAAGAAAAUGGAGAUAUAUGUGAGAGUUCUUUUCUUCUCUCGCUUUGCCGUUGGCUGA
Penicillium samsonianum is the source of this 222-nucleotide messenger RNA. RefSeq names its product Histone deacetylase superfamily. The record is from RefSeq and is a predicted model, not a curated record. NCBI's taxonomy places the organism in Eukaryota, Fungi, Ascomycota, Eurotiomycetes, Eurotiales, Aspergillaceae. The transcript has a single exon. Bases 1 to 222 code for a protein of 73 amino acids.